AUGGGUGACCAUAUUUCGGGCCGUGCAGAGGCCCUAUUAGCGUUCAUUAUCAAAAAAUAUCCAGAUGCGUACAAGGAGUUCACCGAGGUGAACCCUGAAGUAAACCCCACCGUUUUCGAUACGGACAGCCCCGCCUCACCGGACUGUCCAAAAAGCAAUCCAUGUGACCAGUGGCGGCUGGUGGGUUAUCGAACUGGUGGUUCACUUUACUAA
This is a messenger RNA of Danaus chrysippus (African queen), 213 nucleotides long. The record is from the annotation of a GenBank genome assembly. Lineage: Eukaryota; Metazoa; Arthropoda; Insecta; Lepidoptera; Nymphalidae.